AUGGCUACCAACGAAGGCAGUUCAGGCCCUCCCGCCGCCCAUCGGUUCGACCCAACCCUCACCUCCAAGGUUGUCGAGACCAUGGGUCCUAAGACAACUCCAAGGAAUCGUGAACUCCUCGGAGCCCUGAUCCGCCACAUCCACGACUUUGCUCGCGAGACUGAGCUCACCAUCGACGAGUGGAUGUCUGGUGUCCACUACAUCAACGCUGUUGGUGCCAUCUACAAGGAGUCUAAUGGUAAAAGAAACGAGGCCCACCGGCUGUCUGAUAUCCUCGGCCUUGAGACACUCGUAGACGAGAUCGCCCACAAGGUCGUCUCUGAAACAGGCGCCGACCCAACCUCGUCCUCGAUCCUGGGCCCCUUCUGGUCCCCCGACGCCCCCUUCCGCGACCUAGGCGGCAGUAUCAUCGUCGACCCCGCGCCCCCAGGCGCCAAAAUCACCCUGAUGCACGGCACCAUCGCCGACCUCGACGGAAAAGGAAUCUCCGGUGCCGUCUUCGACAUCUGGCAGGCCAGCGCCAACGGCAAGUAUGAUUUCCAGGACCCGGAGAAUCAGUCUCCCAACAACCUCCGGGGUAAAUUCCGCGCCGACGACCAGGGGCGGUACUGGUUCUACUGCCUUCACCCUACCGCCUAUAGCCUGCCUCAGGAUGGUCCCUCCUUCCAGCUGCUGCAGCUUAUGGACCGCCACCCUAUGAGGCCGGCUCAUAUCCAUAUUAUGGUUACGCAUCCUGACUACAACGGUUGCACCACCCAGCUGUACCCCCGCGAUGAUCAGUGGCUGACCACCGACACCGUCUUCGCUGUAAAAGAUGACCUUAUUUUGGAUUUCCAUCCUUCCAAGAAUGACCCCAAGGCCGAGUUGGAUCUUGAGUACAACGUGACACUCUCACCCAAGGGCUAUCAGGGCAAGAAUUUUGACCACUGA
Molecule: messenger RNA, 930 nt
Organism: Cryphonectria parasitica EP155
Lineage: Eukaryota; Fungi; Ascomycota; Sordariomycetes; Diaporthales; Cryphonectriaceae
Product: aromatic compound dioxygenase
Exons: 4
Coding region: 1-930 (309 amino acids)
Biological process (GO): catechol-containing compound metabolic process
Molecular function (GO): ferric iron binding; catechol 1,2-dioxygenase activity
Source: RefSeq, a predicted model, not a curated record